Molecule: messenger RNA, 440 nt
Organism: Sitophilus oryzae (rice weevil)
Lineage: Eukaryota; Metazoa; Arthropoda; Insecta; Coleoptera; Curculionidae
Product: cytochrome c-like
Exons: 1
Coding region: 70-384 (104 amino acids)
Biological process (GO): mitochondrial electron transport, ubiquinol to cytochrome c; mitochondrial electron transport, cytochrome c to oxygen
Cellular component (GO): mitochondrial intermembrane space
Molecular function (GO): heme binding; electron transfer activity
Source: RefSeq, a predicted model, not a curated record
AUGACGUUACACUAAUUUGUCAUUUCCAUUUGUCAAAAUUUCGAGUAAUAAUUAUUCAUCACAUCUAUCAUGGGCGAUGCGGACAAAGGCAAGUCCAUUUUUCAGAGAUCGUGCGCACAGUGUCACACGGUGGAAAGAGGCGGAAAACAUAAAGUAGGACCAAAUUUAAAUGGAUUGUUUGGAAGAAAAUCUGGAACGGUUUCUGGUUUCAUGUUUACGGAUGCGAAUAAGAAGAGGGGAGUAACUUGGAACGACGAUACGUUGAAUACGUAUCUGGAGAAUCCAAAGAAAUAUAUUCCUGGAACCAAAAUGGUUUUUCCCGGAUUGAAAAAGGAACAGGAACGAAAAGAUCUUAUUGCUUACUUGAAAAAUGCCACUAGUUAGUCGUUAUGUUUAUAUCAAAAUUAAUAAUUUAUGAUUAAAUAAACGUUGACAUUAAA